Nicotiana tabacum (common tobacco) is the source of this 1174-nucleotide messenger RNA. Its product is annotated as WUSCHEL-related homeobox 3-like. Lineage: Eukaryota; Viridiplantae; Streptophyta; Magnoliopsida; Solanales; Solanaceae. Gene Ontology annotation, biological process: plant organ development. Gene Ontology annotation, molecular function: DNA-binding transcription factor activity; DNA binding. The record is from RefSeq and is a predicted model, not a curated record.
UGAUCUAAGCCUUAACCUUUUCAGUCUCAAACCCAAGAAAAAGAAGAAAAUAAACAUGUCUUUUCUGAAAAGAGAAAAAAUGACAAGACCAACAAGGUGGAGUCCAGCCCCAGAACAACUCAUGUUCUUAGAAGAAAUGUAUAGGAAAGGUUUAAGAAAUCCAAAUGCUACUCAAAUACAAAAUAUUACUGCCCAUUUGUCUUCUUAUGGAAAGAUUGAAGGGAAAAAUGUGUUUUAUUGGUUUCAAAACCACAAAGCUAGAGAUAGACAGAAGCUUAAGAAAAAACUCCUUGCCCAAAUGAACCAACAACAAUUUUUUUCUCAAUAUCCUGUUGAUGCUCAUAGUACAACCACCACAAGCACCAACACAAACAACCUUUUUCACUGCCCUACUGAUCACUACUCUCAUAAUUCUUCAUCUGUUGUGAACCAAAUAUGCCCUAUUAGCUCUUCUGGACUUCUUCAAGAGGGUGGAAUCAAAGAUGAAUCAUCUCGAGUAAUGACUUACCUAUAUCCAAUGGAUAUUUCAAGACCAGUUGAGAAUAUUGAAAAUUGCAUGAUAAGACCAUAUGGAAAAGAUUGGGUUUUGAUGAUGAAUAUUAGUCCAAAUACUUUACCUUGUAUCAAUAAACCCCUCAAAACCCUACCACUUUUUCCUAUAACAGAAACCAAUGGCCUCAAGGAACAGAUCAGUACAAAAUCAGCUUCCACUUUAAGUCUUUCAUUUUCAAGUUAACUCUUUGGCUGAGUCACUUUAAUUUGCAUGAGCUCCAUGCAUACUAGUAAUAAGAUAUUUAUUAUACUAGACCACGAGCAGUAGAACUGUGUUUUUUGUUCUUUGUUCUUUCUUUGUAUCAUUAAAAGGGGAGCUUUUGUGUAGCUGGUAAAGUUGUUGUCAUGUGACCAGGAGGUCACGGGUUCGAGCUGUAGAAACAGUCUCUUGGAGAAAUGCAGGGUAAGACUGCGUACAAUAGACGCUUGGGGUCCGGCUCUUUCCUGAACCUCGCGCAUAAUAGGAGCUUAGUGCACCGGCGGCCCUUUUUGUACCAUUAGAAUUCUUUGGGAAAAAAAAACGUACGGUAUAGAAUAAUGUCUGCAGUUUAAUUGUUAUCAUCGUGUACCUUGUAAAGAGUUGAUGAAUGGAGUGUUAUUUAAUUGAUGGUUUCUGUUAAAA